UUAAUAAUUGAUAUUAUAAUUAUUAUAAAGGAACUAGAAGCAAAAUUGUUCACGAAAUAAUGGAUGACAAAGAAAACGUAUCGUUACUAUCUAAUGUAUCUUCUAUCAAUGUACCUGCAAACGAGUCAGCAACAAAAGAGAUUGCUGAAAAUGCUGGAGAAUUUGGUGUAAAGGUUGAACCUACAGCCAAGAGAAAAUACUAUGUAGUUGAUAAGCAGACAGAGGCUGAGGAAAGGAGGGAAGCCGCUCUAAACCAAAUGAGAUAUUUGUUGUCUCUAUGCGACAAAUAUUCUGAACUUUAUAAAAAGACAUUGUCUACGGAAAAUUCAAAACAACUGAAACAUCCAAAACAGAUCAAUAAAUUUACGCAUACACUUGGAAAAGAAGACAUAGAAGGCAUCCAGUCUGAAUUGAAGAAUAAGCCCAAGGCACAAGCAGGCAAAGAUUUAGAUAUAACCGAAUACCUUACCUAUUUUCAAAAUGGCAAACUACAUCCAUAUCAAGUGGAAGGGGUGUCCUGGUUGUAUACUUUGUUCAUGAACGGCACCAACGGCAUCCUGGCCGACGAGAUGGGUCUAGGAAAAACCGUGCAAAUCAUAGCUCUAAUUUGCGUUCUCCUGGAGAGAAACGUGCCCGGACCGUUCCUCAUCGUCGCCCCCCUGUCCACCAUUCCGAAUUGGGCGAGCGAAUUCAAACGGUUCGCCCCGGAGGUGCCCGUGGUGGUCCUCUACGGCAAGACGGAAUCGAGACAGGAAAAUAUGCCGAAAAUGUUCAGAAAAUACAUCAUAGGCGCGUUGCACACUUACCCUGUAGUGAUCACGUCGUACCAGGUACCCGUGAUGGAAUCUAGUAAGUUUUUGAGGAUGAGAUGGAAGUAUAUUAUCGUAGACGAGGGACAUCGAAUCAAGAACCACAAAAGUCAAUUAGCUCUGAAAUUGAGAGAGUUCAAAUCCGAAAACAGAAUUAUAUUAACAGGAACACCUCUACAGAACAACAUGAUGGAAUUAUGGGCAUUGUUAAAUUUCCUUUUGCCUACCUUUUUUAACGAUAUGGAAACAUUUACCGAAUUGUUUUUAAUGGAAGACAUUCAGAAUGAAGGUCAGUUGAUAAAACAAGAAGAGUCUAAUAACUUGGUUAGUAAAAUUCACAAAGUCCUCACCCCGUUCAUGUUGAGAAGAUUGAAAAAGGAUGUUUUAAUUGAUAUGGUGCCUAAGAAAGAACUUUUAGUGUAUUGUCCUAUGUCGGAUCUUCAGUUGAAACUCUACCAAUCUGUUAUCGAUAACAAUUUUGCGAUAUUAACGGAUAAAAAAGAAGAAGAAGAG
Molecule: messenger RNA, 1322 nt
Organism: Sitophilus oryzae (rice weevil)
Lineage: Eukaryota; Metazoa; Arthropoda; Insecta; Coleoptera; Curculionidae
Product: lymphoid-specific helicase-like
Exons: 7
Cellular component (GO): nucleus
Molecular function (GO): ATP-dependent chromatin remodeler activity; DNA binding; ATP binding
Source: RefSeq, a predicted model, not a curated record